GUAGUCGUAGCUAUCCUGGAGAUACAUUUCGAGCGGAAACAAACAAAAAAUGUGAACCCUUGACCCCCAUUUUCGGCAUAGAACAUUCCAAUCAAAAUUAGCUUGAAGCCGCGUAGAAAUCGAAGCCAUGGCCGGAUGCAGUGGUGGAGGACGCAAGUAUCCUGCAGCGUCUCACUGGAAGGAGCGAAGGAGCCAGUCGCCCGGCUACCGUCGAGCAGGAGGAGGACCAGAAGGAGGAACCCAGCCCCGCUACGUGUCGAUGUCGAUGUCGGUGGAGGAUCUGUGCCGCCGCGCGGACAACGUGGCCAAUCAGGAGGAUUUCGAGCGCUGGAAGGACAUUGUGAAGGUGCGCUGGACCAUGUACGAGGAGCAGCGGAAUUACAACAGGCGCCGCCAGUCCAUGCCUGUGGGCGGCGAUGCCACCAUCUGGGGCAUCCUGUCGUUGGUGCAGCAGGAGCUGGAGGAGAAGCUGCAGAUGAAGAAGAUGCUGGGCAGCUGCCGGCGGUUCCCCUCGCCCAUGGCCCUCAUGGACAGCGAUCGGAUGGCGGACGGGCAGCUCCAGGAGCUCGAGCUGGUGCGGGACGUGCUGUGUGGCACGGAUGAGGUCAGGCCCGAGAAAAAGCACCAGCCAGAGCCCGUCGUCGUGGAGCUGCAGAAUAAACCCCUGGCAUAUCGCCCCAAGGCUGAGAUCAAAUGGCGGCCACUAACACUGCCAGAGUCCUUGAAGCGCUACUUGGCGAACGAGCCGAAGCCCAGCAGGGAGGACAUGCAGCAGCCGAAGGCGGAACCCACGACGCCCCGCUUCAGUCCCAGUGAUCCUCCCGAGGAGAGCCACAGGCGAGCAGAGGCUCUGCCUGGCUUGCUGGAGAAGUUCAACCAGAUGGGGAGGUGCAACCGGAUGGGGCUGCUGGUGCCGGCCAAUGCCUUGCUGCAGCUCGCCGAGGAGCUGUCGCAGAACGCCACCUGGACUGCACCCGAAACGAGCCCCGUGGCGGAAAGAGGCAUGCCCCAGGGUCGCCGCCCCCGCAUCGCCCACCGCAUCACCGAGGACCCUGACUACGCGCAGUACGAUCCCCUGCUGCUCUACGUGAACGAGAAGUUCCACCUGGACGCCAGGUCCGCGAUGGACGUCUCCGCUCGAGCCGAGGACACCCCUACCAGCUUUUACAGCGCCUUGGAUGUGUCCGAGCCGGAGUCGGAGACGGAGACGGAGACGGAAGCCCUUGGAUAUUGCCCGGUGUGCAACAAGCGGCAUCUGCGUGUGCCGCCGACAUUCUGAGCCCCCCCGCCCACAGGCUACGAGGUGAAAUUAAAGCAAAGGUGCAGGUAGCCUCUCAUCUAUGGGGUCCCCGCCCCCGCCACCGCCACCGCCACCGCCCCCGCACUGCACCUCAUCAAAUAUUGAUGCCUGCCGCUGUCUGGGUCCGCGGUGCCUCGUUAGCUGUCAAUUAAGUGGACACCUGUGCAGUUAAUGCAAUGCUGCCACCGCCACUGCCACUGCCACUGCCACUGCCACACUGGGUACAUGUCCUCCCCUCCAUCCGCAAUUCCCAUUCCCCAUUUCACACUUUCACAGUCCUGUUCCGAGGCUGUGGCCAAAAAAUCGCCGCAGCUCUGCUGCGAUUUGAUAAAUGGACAGCCCGGCCGGCCGGCACAGAGAUCGCAGUCGUAGUCGUCGGCCUUUGGCGAACUCUGUUUCGGGAAUUAAUAAGUUUCGAUUUGUGGCUGCCACUCGUGGCCAUAUAUAAUCCGUGGCGGCCACAAGGGGGCGCUCCAUUUGGCCUUUGUCGGCUGUGGCAUGGCAUUCAUUCAAUUGAGGAAAUAUUGCUGCUGUCUGCCCAAACAAAGAGGCGCACUCAAACACCGCACGGGGGCACAGACGGCAGUGUAGUGGAGUGGAGUGUUGCAACUGUGUGUGGCAGGCAGAAUCCGCUGCACUGCAUGUUUGCUAAUUAACAUCUGCAAUGGCGUAGAACCCAUUAACUAUUAAUUACCAUAAACAUGACAAUUCCAUCCGCAAACAAGAGGCGGCCAGGCCUCGUGGGACACACACACACACACACAUGUACAUGCGAGCAUGUUUGCAGUGGAUGCCACAUUCUGCACUCGGAAUGCAUUUUGGACACUCCAAUAUGCCGCAAUUUUCCAUGAAACGCAAAAAUCGCCUGAAAUACAGCUUUAACUGCUUGCAAGCCGCUGGUAAGCAGUUGAACUACUUUGUAGCUGCAUAUGUUGCUAGACAAUGUGUCCAGGAAUUGCAUGAAAUGUUUCAAGCUCCUGCCAAUCCACACACAUUUUGGCAACAGGCGUACAGCAAGAUGUUGCUAAACAUCACAACAAAUAAAAACCCACCAAGCGGGCGAGCGAGAAGAAAUAUUCAUGGUCCUUGGUUACAGGCCAUAAAAUGCUUUGGAUUCUUGAAUUUUUGCAGCUUUAAUUGCAAUUUAAAAAUAAAAAUACCCCCCUCUUCUUUGGCCAAAUCAAAAACAAACGGUACAAAAAGGACAUUAAA
Messenger RNA from Drosophila miranda, 2512 nucleotides. RefSeq lists its product as uncharacterized. NCBI's taxonomy places the organism in Eukaryota, Metazoa, Arthropoda, Insecta, Diptera, Drosophilidae. The record is from RefSeq and is a predicted model, not a curated record. Bases 128 to 1279 code for a protein of 383 amino acids. The transcript has a single exon.